Trypanosoma cruzi is the source of this 846-nucleotide messenger RNA. RefSeq lists its product as uncharacterized. Lineage: Eukaryota; Euglenozoa; Kinetoplastea; Trypanosomatida; Trypanosomatidae. The record is from RefSeq and is a predicted model, not a curated record. Gene Ontology annotation, biological process: ubiquitin-dependent protein catabolic process. The transcript has a single exon. Bases 1 to 846 code for a protein of 281 amino acids.
AUGUUCUUUCCAACGCUCUUUCUUGCUUUGUCGUUUUGUCUCGCCCGCGUUUUAACGAUUAUUCCGUGCAUCUGUUUUGAGUGGACUCGCAGGUGCGGGCUAUUAGUAGAAAUAGUUGCAGCCUUUCUUUGCAUCAGAGAGAGAAAGAGAAAGAGAGAUAGAGAUUGUGUAAUUGUGUGUGUGUGUGAGGCGGAGCGGCUGCGGGCGUAUGGCGCGGUCAUUGCUUUGAUUUUGAUUUCUUUAAUUCCAUUGUUUUGUGUUUUUGGGGGAUGGUGGUGGUGGUGGUGGGCCGUUGCCAUUGUUUGUUUCUCAGAAAGUAGCACAAUGGCAGAGCAAAAGGGGGCUGGCGUUCCCUUUAACUCUGAAGCGCACUCACAGAAAUCAUACACAGACAUGUGUGCAGCCAUGCAGGGGUUGCAGCCAUUGUCACGGUUACGCGUGCAUACGCGGUCAAUUGAGCCUCUUUCAUAUGUAUGCAUGAUAUCUGGUGAUGGCAUGGAGUUUAUUAUUCCUGAGGCCGCUGCGCGCCAAAGCAAAAUGAUUUCUUCUUUGCUUGACGCCAUCUUUUGUCUUCCAAAUCGCGGAGGAUUUGGUGAUUCACUAAGGAACAAACCGAAUCCUGGGGUUCUUGCCGUGAACAGCAUUAAUAUGAUGCCGAGGAUUCCACUUGAGCCUCUUUCCAGCCGCACACUUGAGCUUGUCUGUCGAUAUUUGCUGCAGCGCAGCACUGGGGAUCCCAACUCCACGGAAGAGUUUUCGCUUCUUGGUGAGCUGGACCCAUUGUCGGAUGAGGAUCAGGAUGUCGUUUCAGACCUGCUACUGGCAGCCGACUUCAUUGAUUGCUAG